Rodentolepis nana is the source of this 1590-nucleotide messenger RNA. The record is from the annotation of a GenBank genome assembly. Lineage: Eukaryota; Metazoa; Platyhelminthes; Cestoda; Cyclophyllidea; Hymenolepididae.
AUGUUCACCGGCGAUAUGGCGGAGAGUCGAGCAUCUGUGGUAACUAUUGGCGGCAUCGAUAGUGCAGCACUUGCCCUUCUUGUAGACUUCAUUUACACCGCAGAGGUGUUAAUCACAGAGGAGACUGUCCAAUGCCUUCUUCCAGCAGCCAAUCUCCUCCAAAUGACAAGUGUUCGUGAAGCCUGUUGUGAGUUCCUGCAGUGCCAACUUCAUCCCACCAAUUGCUUGGGUAUUCAACGUUUCGCCGAUAUGCAUGAUUGCUCAGAACUCCUCCAGGUCUCUCGAAGGUUCACUGAACAGCAUUGCGGUGAGGUGCUGGAGCACGGUGAAGAGUUCUUGAGCCUCACCAAGGAACAGCUAAUAAGUCUCAUCUCCAACGAUCACAUCCGAGUGUCCGAGGAACAGGUUUUUGAAGCCGCCCUCCGAUGGAUGCGACAUAAUGUGGCUACUCGAGGCACGCCUGAAGUGGCUGCUGAAGUCUGCGGCCACGUUCGUUUCAGUCUCCUGCCAAGGGAUUACCUUGUAAGACUUUCUCAGUCUGAAGCUUUUCUGCGAGCUAACCCCUGGUGCAAAGAUUUCCUCCUUGAAGCUAUGGGUUUCCUACUGCUGCCAUGGGAACAGAGAGGGCGUAAUAUCACCUCAGAGCGGACAAGACCGAGAAGUAUUGGAGUCCCUAAGACUCUCGUUGUACUGGGAGGUCAGGCGCCAAAAGCCAUUCGGUCUGUCGAGUGCUACAACUUCAACAAUAACACGUGGAAAACAGCAUCAAGCAUUGCAAACAACGGAGGGGGAGCAAUUAGCGACCUUCCAGCCCGUCGUUGCCGAUGUGGUGUAGCCGUUGUUGGGGGUCUCAUAUACGUCAUCGGUGGUUUCAAUGGAGCCCUACGUGUACGCUCAGUUGAUAUCUAUGAUCCAUUGCGACGUAGUUGGCGUGCUGGUCCGAGCUUAGAGUGUCGACGUUCAACCCUAGGAGUUGCUGUAUUAGACGGGAUAAUAUACGCUGUCGGUGGCUUCAAUGGAACGCAUGGGUUCGCUUCAGUAGAAGCACUAGAUCCCUGGUCUGGAACAUGGAAAUCAGUCGCUCCAAUGUCUGUUUCUCGAUCAAGUGUUGGAGUGGCAGUUCUAGGCCGAUAUCUCUAUGCAGUAGGAGGUUACGAUGGAACCAGUAGACGGUGCUUAUCGUCUGUGGAACGCUAUAACCCAGUUGCAAAUGAGUGGACAGCAAUUGCAGAUAUGAAUCAUCGGAGAAGUGGACCUGCAGUAGCUGAACUAGAAUCUAGGAUCUAUGUUGUUGGAGGUCAUGACGGUUUACUAGUGAGGUCAUCCGCUGAGUACUAUGACCCAAGAGUAGGUGUUUGGUGCAGUAUCACAGAUAUGCAUAUCGCCCGUAGAAACGCUGGACUAGUUGCACAUAACAGAAUGCUCUAUGUGGUCGGAGGAGAUGAUGGAACUGCAAAUUUGGACACUGUCGAGACGUACGACCCGAAUUUGAACACUUGGACACUGAUCUCUGGACGGCUCAACAUUGCUCGUUGCUAUGCUGGAAUUGCACUAGUUGACUGUGUCGUCCAAGCUAAUAAUAGCACCUAG